This is a messenger RNA of Drosophila grimshawi, 2657 nucleotides long. RefSeq names its product long-chain fatty acid transport protein 4 (gene Fatp2). Gene Ontology annotation, cellular component: endoplasmic reticulum. Bases 375 to 2471 code for a protein of 698 amino acids. The record is from RefSeq and is a predicted model, not a curated record. Gene Ontology annotation, biological process: triglyceride homeostasis. NCBI's taxonomy places the organism in Eukaryota, Metazoa, Arthropoda, Insecta, Diptera, Drosophilidae. The transcript has 6 exons. Gene Ontology annotation, molecular function: long-chain fatty acid-CoA ligase activity; long-chain fatty acid transmembrane transporter activity.
CGCAUAAAUAAAAUUCAGCCACCGUCAGCCAACAACCGGCAACUGGCAACUGACAACUGACAAAAAGCAUAAAGCCCCUCCCAAACAAAAGGAAAAUAAGGUGUUUAAAAUUCACCUUGAGUCUAACCAAAAUAAAAGAGCCCAAGUCGCAGCCUCCACUUGCGGAGCCACAAACAACAACACCAAAAAAAAGAAACAACAACAAAAAAGGCAAUCUUUCUCUGUGCCAGUUGGCCACAAUUGGAGUUCACAGCUCGGCACCGGCUAAUUACCCGCAAUUUCAUUUGAAAAGUAGCCUGCUGCUCUUAAUCAACACUGUUAAUCGACUGUUAAGCCAACUGUUAACCGGCUGUUAAAGUUAAUCAGAUCGCAAAAUGAAUGAUGCUGUUGCCCCUGGAAACGGUUCGACAGCCUUGAACUCCACACAGACUCCAACUAAAGAUGUUCAGAUCAAUAUAGAAACUGCCAAAGAGGAGCCGAGUAGCAAGGGCAACUGUUGCAGCUGGAUUGUGCUGGUGGUCUUGGCUGCUGCUCUAACUGUGGCCACCGCCAUGGUCUGGUAUUAUCAAGGCACUUGGUGCGGAUUGGGUGCGCUCUACGGCAGUCUGGUGCUGCUGCUGCUGGUGAAGCCGGGCUGGCGCUGGUUCUACAUAGCAGCCGUCACGGGACCACGUGACACCAUCGCAUUGAUUGCCUACAUUCGAGUGUUGCUGUUUGUGAAGCGACAGGAGCGCAAGAAUCUCAAUGUGGGCGACAUCUUUGAGGCGAAUGUGGCCCAGCAUCCGGACAAGUUGGCCAUUGUCAGCGAGACCCAGAAGUGGACCUUUCGCCAGGUGAACGAGCAUGCGAAUCGUGUCGCGAACGUCUUCCACAGUCAUGGCUACAAGAAGGGCGAUGUGGUUGGGCUACUGCUGGAGAAUCGCGCCGAGUUUGUGGCCACUUGGCUGGGCCUGUCCAAAAUCGGUGUAAUUACGCCGCUGAUCAAUACGAAUCUGCGUGGACCCUCGCUGCAGCACAGCAUCAAGGUGGGCAACUGCACGGCGCUAAUCUAUGGCAUCAGCUACAGAUCGGCUGUGAUGGAUAUAGCCAAGGAUCUGCCCGCCCAUGUGGCGCUCUAUCAGUUCAACGAUGAGGCCAACUCAGCAAAGGCAGCCACCGAGGGUCUGUCUCAGGGUUUGGCGCAACAGUUGAAUGCUCUGUUAGAGUCGGCAGCCAAGGAUAAGGUUGCCGCUGGCGCCAGUCGUGCCGAUCAUCAGGAUAAACUCGUCUACAUCUACACGUCGGGCACCACAGGUCUGCCCAAGGCAGCUGUCAUUACCCAUGCACGGUUUUUCUUUAUAGCGGCUGGCAUUCACUACGCCUUGGGUUUCCGGGACGAUGAUGUGUUCUACGCCCCGCUGCCACUUUACCACACAGCUGGCGGUGUGAUGAGCAUGGGGCAGGCUCUGCUCUUUGGCUCCACUGUUGUCGUACGAAAAAAGUUCAGCGCAUCCGGCUAUUUUGCUGACUGUGCGCGCUUCAAUUGCACCAUUGGCCAUUAUAUUGGAGAGAUGGCGCGUUAUAUCUUGGCAACGCCGGCGGCAGCACACGAUCGUCAGCAUCAGGUGCGCAUGGUCUUUGGCAAUGGGCUGCGUCCACAGAUCUGGACGCAGUUCGUCGAACGCUUCAAUAUUGGCAAAGUGGGUGAAUUCUAUGGCGCCACCGAGGGCAAUGCGAAUAUCAUGAACAACGAUAGUACAGUGGGCGCAAUUGGAUUCGUCUCCCGUAUAUUGCCACAGAUCUAUCCCAUAUCCGUCAUACGUGCCGAUCCCCAUACGGGCGAACCCAUACGCAACGCGAAGGGUCUCUGCGAUCGAUGUGAGGCCAACGAGCCGGGCGUCUUUAUUGGCAAGAUUGUCAAGGGUAAUCCGUGUCGUGAGUUCCUCGGCUAUGUGGAUACGAAAGCCUCUUCGAAGAAGGUAGUCCACGAUGUGUUCUGCAAAGGCGAUAUGGCAUUUAUAUCGGGCGAUCUAUUGGUGGCCGAUGAGCGGGGCUAUUUGUAUUUCAAGGAUCGCACAGGGGAUACCUUUCGCUGGAAGGGUGAGAAUGUAUCCACCAGCGAGGUGGAGGCACAGCUCAGCAAUAUGAUCAACUACAAGGACGCCAUUGUCUAUGGCGUCUGCAUACCACAGACGGAAGGCCGCGCCGGCAUGGCCGCCAUCUAUGAUCCCACCAGGGAGGUGGACGUGUCCACGCUGGGUUCCCAGUUCGCCACAGCUUUACCGAACUAUGCGCGACCCGUUUUCCUGAGAUUCCUGCGACGCAUCGAUUUGACGGGCACGUUCAAGUUGCGCAAGGUGGAGCUGCAGCAGCAGGGCUUCAAUCCUGCCGCAUCCGAGGAUGAGCUAUAUUAUGCCCAGGCCAAUGGCAGCUAUGCAAAGCUCACGCAGGACAUCUAUGAGAGGAUUCAACGCAAUGAAUUGCGCUUUUGAGUUGAGGAUAAGUCUACUUUUAGCUUUAAGCUCCCAUAUAAGACUAAUAAGAAGGCGGAAAUCAUAUAUAUAUAUAAAUAUAUACAUAAGAAAUAAGAUGUUUUCGAUCAGCUAGAUUAAUUUACAGCUUUAGGUAAAUUGCCAUCUGGCUCAACAAAUGGAGGAGUAAAAAAUACAUAAUGAAUA